AUGAGAAUUGAAAAGUGCUACUUUUGCUCAACAAAUGUUUAUCCGGGACAUGGUUCAGCGUUCGUCAGGAAUGAUGCCAAAGUUUUCCGAUUCUGCACUUCGAAAUGCCACAAAAACUUUAAAAUGAAGCGAAACCCGAGAAAAGUGAGAUGGACGAAGGCAUUCAGGAAAGCCGCUGGCAAGGAGAUGACUAUUGAUGCUACAAUUGACUUCGAGAAACGUCGAAACGUUCCUGUUCGCUACGACAGGGAAUUAAUGCAGACUACAAUAAAGGCGAUGAAGCGGGUUGGAGAGAUCAAGCAAAAGCGAGAGCAUGCUUUCUGGAAGAACAGGAUGGCCAUGAGUCGCGAAAAGCAACGUCUCCACAGAAAAAAAGCGGUCGAAACAAUAAAAUCCUCAACAAAACUCGUCCAACCCAUAGCAGCAUCUUCGAAGAAGCGGGAAAAAAUCAAAGUUCCUGCGAAAUCGCGGAGUGCUCUUGUGCAGGGCGAAGGGCGCUCCAUGACUAUGGAUAUAGAUUGA
Molecule: messenger RNA, 522 nt
Organism: Lentinula edodes (shiitake mushroom)
Lineage: Eukaryota; Fungi; Basidiomycota; Agaricomycetes; Agaricales; Omphalotaceae
Product: ribosomal protein L24e-domain-containing protein
Exons: 6
Coding region: 1-522 (173 amino acids)
Biological process (GO): ribosomal large subunit biogenesis
Cellular component (GO): nucleolus
Source: RefSeq, a predicted model, not a curated record